AUGGUCCAAACAUUGCCCACAUUCCAAUGGUCGGCUUCUGCUAACGCUGACUGGCAAGCUACCGCUCAGAUGCUUUCGGCUGGCUCAAUCUCCAAAGGAAAUAUGGAAAUAAGCGUUCCUGGUAGGGCUUGUGCUGUGAAUGUUGUUAUUAUUCAUUGUUACUUCCCAGUCUUGCGACGACAACACUACUACAAGAGUACGAGUAUCUCUCUACGCUUGACCAUCGCUGCGACUCAGACAGGUCUCAAGCCGACACCUCGCUUGUCCACUUUGAAACCUUCUAUUCCCGAAGCGGCACCACGUUCUGUUCUGCAGCAGAUCAGCAGGAUCAACGCCCAGGGUACGACACGUGCGACAUCAUUCUCCAGACUACAAAUCGGGUAG
Fonsecaea multimorphosa CBS 102226 is the source of this 384-nucleotide messenger RNA. RefSeq lists its product as uncharacterized. The record is from RefSeq and is a predicted model, not a curated record. The transcript is spliced from 2 exons. Bases 1 to 384 code for a protein of 127 amino acids. Lineage: Eukaryota; Fungi; Ascomycota; Eurotiomycetes; Chaetothyriales; Herpotrichiellaceae.